Staurois parvus is the source of this 492-nucleotide messenger RNA. The record is from the annotation of a GenBank genome assembly. NCBI's taxonomy places the organism in Eukaryota, Metazoa, Chordata, Amphibia, Anura, Ranidae.
AUGCUGCUGCAGGAAGGAGACAUCGCUGUGGAUCUUGAACGCAACGCUUUAAAGUGUGAUGACAACUCCUGCAGAUGGAGUAAAAACAGCACUGGAUUCGUGAACAUUCCCUACACCAUCUCCUCCGACUACAGUUCCUCUGAUAAAGGGGUAUUUCUUGGUGCCAUGGAAGAAUUUGCGACUCUCACCUGUGUGCGCUUCAUCCCACGCACCACAGAAUCUAACUUUCUGCAAAUUAUGGCUGACAGCAGAUGUUGGUCCUAUGUCGGUAAGGUUGGAGGAAGUCAAAUUGUAUCGGUGACAAGCAGCUGCAUGGUCCACGGCUCCGUCCAGCAUGAGCUGAACCACGCUCUGGGAUUCUUCCAUGAACAGAGUAGGAGUGACCGCGACAACUACAUCAAUAUCACAUACAGCAACAUCAUGCCAGGUAUCAGACUGGGUGAUCUCAUUACAUUACAAGGGGAGUAUCAUUACAAACAUUUGCAUAGCUGA